Molecule: messenger RNA, 1446 nt
Organism: Trichosporon asahii var. asahii CBS 2479
Lineage: Eukaryota; Fungi; Basidiomycota; Tremellomycetes; Trichosporonales; Trichosporonaceae
Exons: 1
Coding region: 1-1446 (481 amino acids)
Biological process (GO): carbohydrate metabolic process
Molecular function (GO): hydrolase activity, hydrolyzing O-glycosyl compounds
Source: RefSeq, a predicted model, not a curated record
AUGAUCUCCACGCUCGUUUCCCUCCUCGCUCUCUCCGCCUCGGGCGCCGCCAUCGACGUCAGCGCUCCCCACUACUCCCUCUACCUCUACGACGAUGUCAGCGCUGGCAGCUGGCCCUCCGCCGACAAGGUCCAGCCGUACAACCGUCUGCUCCUGGCCUUCUGGGAGUCUGGAGGUCCCACUGCCGCCUCGAGCUCUUGGGCCAGCUUGCCCGACGACAAGCGCCAGUCGAUCCUGAACGACUACCACGACAAGGGCAUCGCUGUCAUGGUGUCGGCCUUCGGCGCUGGUGACUCUGUCAUUGGCAAGAAGAAGGACCCCGUCAAGCUGGCUCAGGACCUUGCGGGCUGGGUCAACCAGCACGGCCUGGACGGCGUCGACGUCGACCUCGAGGACUUUGACUCGCUGCAAAACGACAAGGACUACGCCCUCGACUGGCUGUCCAAGUUCUACACCGAGCUCUCCAACUCACUCGGCGGCAAGCCUAUCUCGUCGACCCCGACUGCGUGGAUGUACGGUUCCGCCUUCGGCUCCGCCGACAGCGUGUACUGCAAGCUUAACUCCGCUGUUGGCGACAAGAUCAGCUGGUACAACAUGCAGCUUUACAACGGUGCGCAGGGCACUUGGAACAACUGCGACAACACUGUCAAGCACUCCGACAACGGCGCGUUCCUUGCCCUCGGCGACAUCAGCGGCAUGUGCGGCAUUCCCAUGAACAAGAUGGCUGUUGGUAAGCUCUGGGACAAGGGUGAGCUCGCCCACGCUGGCACCGAGGACCAGAUUAUGGACCCCACGGCCCUUGGCCAGUGUCUCGCUGGCGCCGGCACCGGCGGCGUCAUGGUUUGGUCCGCCUCUCUCGGAUCCUGGGACAAGCCCCUCAACUACCUCAAGGACACCCUUGGUGCCGAGUCGUCUGCCCCCGCCGCUCCCGCCGGCAACAACCUCGCUGUGUCCGCCUCGCCCGCUCCCUCUUCGGUCGCUGUCCCUGCCCUCGUCUCCCCUUCGGCUACCUCGUCCGACACCCCUUCGGCCGCCCCUGCCACCGAUGCCUCCUCCUCUGUUGGGUCUUCGUCCGGUGCUGCCGCCGUCUCGCCCUCCUCGGCGCCGGGCUCUGCCUCUAACGUAGGUGGAUCCUCCUCCGCUUCCGCGUCUGCCGGCUCCAGCUCUGCUGUUGCCGGCUCCUCCUCGGCCGGCGCGUCGUCUUCUGACGCGCCUCAGUCCGCUUCCGACGCUUCUACCUCUUCGGGAUCGAACCAGGCCGCUGACCCUAAGGCUGGACAGUCUGACUCUAAGACCGCCGGCUCUUCUACGCCUGACGCCUCCAAGUCCUCUGCCUCUGGUGCCGCCGGUGCCUCCGCCGCCGCCAACAAGGAGAACUCGUCCGCCUCUGCGCUCUCCGCCAGCUUCCUCGUCGCUGCCGGUGCUGUGCUCGCCACUCUCUUUUAA